GCAGACUCGUACAAAAUGGCGACCCGAAGUUAUGAAGUCGAUGCGGUUCACUCGCUUUUACCGAUCGAUAUUAAUGGAGGAUUCGAAGUUUUCGGGGUCUCUUGUGCAGUGCACAUAUUUCGUGAAUUCAGGCUCCAGUUGAGUGAAAAAAUCCUAAAAAGUGUUGUUUUGAAGCUGUUACAUCAUUGUGAAUUUGCGAGGCUUCUAAUAGGAUUGCGAAAUGUGUUUCAAAUCACGCAGUACAUAAGCCCGGCGUGAUCCAACCCCCAUCCUCUCGAACCUGUAGAGGGCUCCAAUGGUACUGGUCAAGAGCAGUGACGAAGACUACAUCAUGAAUUCUGCAGUCAGCACGGAAUCUAUUGACAUGCCGGAUGAGGACAUGUCGCAAGUAGACGGUUGCGGUCUGAGCGGCGCGUCGGACGAUGAGGACGAGUGCGCGUCGUCCCCCGCCGGGUCGGCGUACGACGACGGCGCCGACAUCAUGAAGACGGCGCUCAGCGACGAGGUCACCAAGCAGCUCGCCGCCGCCGGUCCCGUCGGGAUGGCAGCAGCGGCCGCCAUCGCGUCGUCAAAGAAGCGGAAGAGACCGCACUCGUUUGAGACCAACCCCUCUGUCAGGAAGCGACACCAGAAUCGCCUGCUCAGGAAACUCAGGCAAACAAUAGAAGAAUUCGCAACCCGCGUGGGCCAGCAAGCCGUCGUCCUGGUGGCGACCCCUGGCAAGCCCAACACCUCGUACCGCGUGUUCGGCGCCAAGCCGCUCGAGGACGUGGUCCGCAACCUUCGGUGCAUGAUCAUGGAGGAGCUGGAAAACGCGCUCGCGCAACAGUUCGGUGUGGGCGCGGGGCAGGCGCCGCCGCCGCCGCAGGACGACCCGUCGCUCUUCGAGCUGCCGCCGCUGAUCAUCGACGGCAUCCCCACCCCCGUGGAGAAGAUGACCCAGGCGCAGCUGCGCGCCUUCAUACCGCUCAUGCUCAAGUAUUCUAUGGUGCGUGGCAAGCCCGGCUGGGGCCGGGAGUCGACGCGGCCGCCGUGGUGGCCCAAGGACCUGCCGUGGGCCAACGUGCGCAUGGACGCGCGCUCCGAGGACGAGAAACAGAAGAUGUCGUGGACGCACGCGCUGCGUCAGAUCGUGAUCAACUGCUACAAGUACCACGGCCGCGAGGACCUUCUGCCCGCCUUCACCGAGGACGAUGACCAGAAACCCACACAGCCUAUAUCAGCGUGCAUGCCGUCCGCGUCGUCCAACUCGUCUCGCGGCUCGCCCGGCCGCUCGGCGCCCGCCGUGCUGGCCAGCCAGCAAGUGUGCAUCGACCAGAUGACGCUCACCGACGUCGAUAUGUCACAGUACGCGCCAGCGGUGCUACAGACCAUAACCAACCCGGACGGUUCCGUGUCGCUCGUGCAGCUCGACCCCUCGCACCCCAUCAUCACGUUGCCGGACGGCACCACGGCGCAAGUGAUUCACAGCGGCGAAGGCGGGAGUGGAGUUGUCCAAACACUAGACGGCGAGUCGGUCGCUGUCGAUCUCAACGCUGUGGCCGAGGCCACGCUCAACCACGACGGGCAGAUCAUACUCACCGGCGAGGACGGACACGGGUACCCAGUGUCGGUGUCGGGCGUCAUCACGGUCCCUGUGUCGGCGUCCGUGUACCAGUCCAUGGUGGCGUCCAUGCAGCAGCAAGAUGGCGUGUGCGUGGCGCCGCUAGUGCAGAGUCAACAAAACGGCGAAGGCCUAGAGGCGCUCGGGUUGGGCGGCGGCGUGGCGCAAGUGAUGCUGCAGGGCGGCGACGCGCAGGUGCUGCAGGUGCUGAGUCUCAAGGACGCCACCGUGCUCACCAAGGCCAUGCAACAAGUGAAAGCGGAGCGCGACGCAGUAGUGGCGGACUCCUAGCUGCUAACCCUGGUGGCGCAGGCCGACUCCGACUCCGAGCUGCUGGAGGAGCGCGCGUAGCGGCCGGCCGCGCCGCCGCCGCUGCUGUGGUUCAAGCCGCGCCUGCCGGCUGGCACGGCCCAAGGGAACUAAAACUUCAAAUGAUGACACAGACUGCCCAGGCGGGCUAGCCGAGCCAAUCGCUUGCGCUUCGCCAUCGAAUCGCUUUGUGUCUCUAUCACUCUCCUAGUGUGACAGUGACAGUUGCGUUUCGUUCGCUACGGAGCGUUAGCGAUUUACAUGUUGUUUACGCUGCUAAGGUAAAUGGCGGUAUCUCAAUAAGAAAUGGACUUGGAAAUGGAACUUUCAGAUCAUAUUCAUUUAAAAUACUGCUUUUUAGCUCAGCACCAGCUAUGAGAUUAGGAGAGGCUUCGUUACACUGCCGUGAGCGGCUGUCAGUGUGAUGAGCCCUUAAGAGAUUCUCAGACUUCGCAACAAAUCGCGUGCAAUUUUUGGUAGGAGUUGCGCCAUUCGCACGGACUGAUAACGCAACGUCACUUAGCAGAGGACCCAUGUAAUUGAAGGGAUGUUUACAAAAACAACAUAAUUGACUACACUGGUUGACACCUGAAUCGAUUAACAAUGUUCUUAAAAAAGUGUCAACCGCUCUAAGCAGUUAUGUUGUUUUUGUAAACAUCCCUUCAAUUUAGUGAACAUUUUAUCUGUGACUGGCAGUUAGGUGCUAUCAACCCUAAGUGCAACAAUUUCAAUCGAUCAUUGAAAUGCCGCAAUACAAGUAAAAAUCGCAUGCAAUUUGUUGGAAGGCGAGUGGACCCUUUUUAAAUGACAGGUUGAAAUGUCAUCAGCAAUUAGUGCCGUCACAAGAUAGAUACAGGUUUAGAAUGUAUGAAAUUUUCUGUAAUAAUAUAAGGAGCGUACAUGAACUGUAGGCGCCAGCACAGGAUGCUGUUUAGUGGCGUGAUGAGUAAGAGUCAAGUUGAGGUUUCCGAACUACCUGUAUCUAUUUAAAUCAAUGAAUACAUCUACAAGUAACAUUAAACACUAGAUUUAAUAACAAUACAAUUUGGUGUUAAUAUUGGUUGUAGUUGUAGCACAUACUAUAAAUGAAAAGCCAUUUUAUUCUACAGAGUGCAGAGUUGUUUAUGUAUAGUUUUCAGUCAGUCUGCUGUUGAAACUAAGAUACGGGUGAUAGUCGCUAGCAAGGGCUCCUGUCUUUUUUAUAGCCUGUAAAACUACACUUCUAAGUGUCUAGCGCGAAACACGAAAUUUCGUUAUCUGGCUCUCUGUCACUCUUGCAUAUUCGAGCAAUAGAUUGGUAGACAACGACAUUUCGAUUUUCGUGUUUCGCGGUAGUCCAUUUGUAUACCAUCUUCGACACACUUAACUUGCAAUUUAAACCUUAUUGCAAUAAUAUAAGGUCUACACACAGUUGAGUGUGUUGCUGAUCGUACCCGAUACCGAACAAAAUGGCGCCCGAAACAAGAUGGCGGGCUAUAUAUAUUUACUGUUCAGACAAAAAUUUGGCCUUCCAGUAAUGUGAAUGUCCAACUUGUCAUCGCAAUGCGUGAUAUAAGCAAGCUCGUAUGGCCCUCUCCUGUAUUAUAUAAAAGUUCGAUUAGAUAAUUAAGAUGCCAAUGGCAUUCAGAUUAUAUUAGAUUAUUUAUUAAUUACGUUACACUAAUUUAUUUAUUUAUGAGACUUAAAUUAUUUAUACAAAUCCAGUGGAUAGAGAUUUGUGCAAUAACCUUUUUACAACCUGCUUUUAUUUUAUUUAGUAAAAGUCGCGCGGCUUGCGCCUAGCGAAUAAGAAACAUUCCUUUUACAUACUAUUUAUUUUAAGCUAGAUUGUUAUUAACAUUGUUGUUUGUUUUAUUUCUUAUUUAUUUGUUACGACAUAUUUAAUUUGAUUCUAGUCUGCAGCGAGUCAGAAGUACUAUUCUAGUCUAAAUGAGUAUCGAAAUAUUCUAAGUCAAUCAAAGAAGUCAGAUGCAAAAUGUUUAAAGAAACUCCGUGUAAAUAGUUUUGUAAAAUACUUAGCUGAAUUACUAGAGUAAUAAUCCUGCUAGUACGUUGUACUUGAUGCCAUAGGCGACUCAACUAAUAAGCUUGCAAAGUCAAAGACAGCUCAACAUGGAGUCGGUGGAUAUCAAACGUCAACUUCGACUUUGCAGCGCAAUUCGUUCAGUGGCCUAUGUUGACAAAAAAUAUAUUCCUAUGCGGGAACAUUAACUUUCCAAGAGAAAUGAUCUUAUUCGUGUUUAAAAUUUGUGUAUACAAAAUUGUAAUUUGUACAAAAGCUGUUCUUUUGGUUCAAUCGGAUGUUUCUAAAAACUUAAGAUUUUUAUAAAAUUAGGCAUAGUUUCCAAAGAUCCGCGUUAAACGUUAGAUAAGUAAACGUAUUCAGGAAUAACGUAAGGUAGGUUCAUAGAAGAGUACAAAGUGAGAGCUCUAUAUUAUUUAUUUAAAAGAAUUCUGCGAAAAGACGGAAACGAAUAAGUAUUAACUAAUUCAGUCAUUUGAUUUGAUCUGAAUAUUGAAAGUUGUUUAUUUUAAUUUUGUUUUUAAUUUAUACCAAAGAGCGUAGUUAGAUUGUGUUUUGUUCCGUAUGGAUAACGUUGGAAGCACAAUUUUGUUGUUAAGUACAAUUUGUGAUUGUAAAUAAAGGUAUGACUGUGUGAAUAUUACAAUCAUUAAAGUAUUUACGUACAACAAA
Molecule: messenger RNA, 4607 nt
Organism: Cydia fagiglandana
Lineage: Eukaryota; Metazoa; Arthropoda; Insecta; Lepidoptera; Tortricidae
Gene: ewg
Product: DNA-binding protein P3A2
Exons: 14
Coding region: 296-1894 (532 amino acids)
Biological process (GO): regulation of transcription by RNA polymerase II
Cellular component (GO): nucleus
Molecular function (GO): DNA-binding transcription factor activity, RNA polymerase II-specific; RNA polymerase II cis-regulatory region sequence-specific DNA binding
Source: RefSeq, a predicted model, not a curated record